This is a messenger RNA of Salmo salar (Atlantic salmon), 2066 nucleotides long. RefSeq names its product relaxin-3 receptor 1-like. Gene Ontology annotation, molecular function: C-C chemokine receptor activity; C-C chemokine binding. The record is from RefSeq and is a predicted model, not a curated record. Gene Ontology annotation, cellular component: external side of plasma membrane; membrane. Gene Ontology annotation, biological process: cell chemotaxis; calcium-mediated signaling; immune response. NCBI's taxonomy places the organism in Eukaryota, Metazoa, Chordata, Actinopteri, Salmoniformes, Salmonidae.
GAUACGCGUGGCAGAGGAGGAGAGACACCUAUACAGAGGAGGAAAGAUUUGGAUUUAGCUAAAACUCAGCUAGGACGGGUAUGUUCAAAAUGACAUUUAGGCAACUUUUUCCCUCAUCAUGAAUAUCUCAUCUCCUCCUACUGGUUUCUAUUCCUGAGCAUAACACGUCUCCAACAUGCCAUGCAGAGGGAUUUGCGAAUGAAUGACUCAGCCAUGCAACAGAAUGACAGUGCACAGACCCUGGCACCAGAGGUUUGUGAGCAGGUGCUGGAGGAUAAUGCAGGACUGGGUUACGGUGGCUCUACUGGUAACCUGUCGCUGCGGUGCUGGCUGUACUUCUUAAGCAAGGAAUCUAUCCUGGAACUACAGGGCGAUGGCUCCAGCAUCACAGUGCGUGUGAUGAUAGCUCUGGUGUACUCCGUCGUGUGUGCACUGGGGCUAGUGGGGAACUCUCUGGCACUCUACCUGCUUCACUCACGCCACAGUCAGAAGCAGUCUUCCAUCAACUGCUUUGUAAUGGGCUUGGCUCUCACAGACCUACAGUUUGUUCUCACGCUCCCUUUUUGGGCUAUUGACACGGCUCUGGACUUCCGCUGGCCCUUCGGCAAAGUAAUGUGUAAGAUCAUCAGCUCCGUGACCGUCAUGAACAUGUACGCCAGCGUCUUCUUCCUGACUGCCAUGAGUGUGGCACGGUACUACGCGGUGACCACGGCCCUCAAGAUGCACAGCAGGCGGGCAGCGGCGGCUGGUGCCAAGUGGAUCAGCCUGGGCAUCUGGGUAGUGUCGCUGCUGGCCACCCUGCCCCAUGCCAUAUAUUCCACCAGUGCCCAGCUGUAUGACGAGGAGCUGUGUUUGGUGCGAUUCUCUGAGUCGGGCAGCUGGGACCCUCAGCUGCUCCUGGGGCUGUACCAGCUACAGAAGGUACUGCUGGGCUUUGUCAUCCCCUUGGUGGUCAUCACUGUGUGUUACCUGCUGCUGCUGCGCUUCGUGCUGAGCCAACGCAUCAGCGGAGCGACCUGCUCGGAGGGCUCGGAAGGCCGCCACAAGCACCGCUCCAAAGUCACCAAGUCGGUGGCCAUCGUGGUGCUGUCCUUUUUUCUGUGCUGGCUGCCCAACCAGGCGCUGACGCUGUGGGGCGCGCUGAUUAAGUUUGACCUGGUGCACUUCAGCAACGCAUAUUACAACGUCCAGAACUACACCUUCCCUCUGACUGUAUGUCUGGCUCACACCAACAGCUGCCUCAACCCCGUGUUGUACUGCAUAAUUCGCCGUGAGUACCGCGCAGGCCUCAAAGAGCUGCUGCUGCGCGCCACACCCUCCCCAAGGAGCCUGGCCAACCUGCUGCCCCACAAGGCCAAGGUGGCAGAGGCUCCCCCUGACAUGGUGCUGGUCCAGAUGGAUGUUAUAGGCAUUUCAUGAAAUUUGUUUGUUGUGAUUGACGGAACAGCACCAUCACAAGGAAUGCCCAUUGGGAUGUGCCCUAUUUUCUUUCCCCCUACUCAGAUUCUCUUUGCCAGAUGUGUUUUUCAUCUGUCUCCUCCGGUGCUUCUCUGCCUCUUAAGAACUUGUGCUGCCUUCCCGUAAUUUGUCAUGAAUAUGUAACACGUAGCACUCAUGUCAGCGGUCUCAAUGAGUUCAAACCAUAAUGCUUCACCUUCUGCUUUGUACCUGCCAGAUAACAGACACAAGUCGCCAUUCCACCUAUGAUCUCCAUCAAUUAUCCAUUUGUUUUCACUCAUUUGAAUUGGGGAAUUUGCACUCAAUAGAACAGACUUUCUGCUGCUUAUUCUAUUCACGAGAUGAUGAAUAGAUGGGAGACUGUCCCGUAGGACGCAAGAGUUUAUUCAGAUACCACACACUAUCGUCUGUGCAGGGUGUUAUUGUCAUGCAGUUUAGUACCUUGUUAUUGCAUUUGGUCAUGCCCUCCUAUGCUAUAACUGUUCUUGGUAGGUGUAUAGAUCCUUUAAUUCAUCAAACUAAACAUGAACUCAAUUAUAAUCUAUUGAUAUGGUUCAUUUUAUAUCAUUUUGAUUGGUGUUAUUGUUAUUACCACAGCCAUGUUGGCA